GCUGGUGGCUGUGCUGGUGUGCGCUUCACGGGUUGCCGCUUGUUCUACGCGCGGGUGUGUGGGGCGCCCGUCCCGUCUUGGUCAGCGGCUCCCGAGCCGCGUCUUUUCCCCUUUCCUAGCCCCUUGCUCCUCCGCUGAGGGAUUUCUCCGCACCCCUUGUCCGGUUGUGGGGGGGUAUCCCCCCGGCCCGCGUUCCUUCCCUCCCCGCUCCCUGCCGGGGGUUUGCGGCGCUUCCUUCUGGAUGCGUCCCCGCAGCCCCAGGCGGGAGGCGGCCGGGGGGAAGCGCUGCCUCAGAGGAUUUACCGCUCACACCGCUUGGAACUCGGACCCGCUUCGCCGCCGCUGCUCCCUUUCCUGUGGGGGCACCCAGCGCCCCGCCGCUCCAGGCCACCGCCGCCAUGGAUGAGAAGUAUCUGCCCGAGCUGAUGGCCGAGAAGGACUCUCUGGACCCGUCCUUCACUCACGCCCUGCGGCUGGUCAACCAAGAAAUUGAAAAAUUCCAGAAAGGGGAAGGAAAGGAAGAAGAAAAGUAUAUUGAUGUAGUCAUCAAUAAGAAUAUGAAGCUGGGACAAAAAGUUUUGAUUCCAGUAAAACAAUUCCCAAAGUUCAACUUUGUGGGGAAGCUUUUGGGUCCACGUGGCAAUUCUCUAAAGCGUUUACAGGAAGAAACACUGACCAAAAUGUCUAUUUUGGGUAAAGGUUCUAUGAGGGACAAGACAAAGGAGGAAGAGUUGAGAAAAAGUGGAGAGGCAAAGUACUUCCACUUGAAUGAUGACCUGCAUGUUUUAAUUGAAGUAUUUGCUCCGCCUGCAGAAGCAUAUGCCAGAAUGGGACAUGCAUUGGAAGAAAUCAAGAAGUUCCUCAUUCCUGACUAUAACGAUGAAAUCAGACAGGCACAGCUUCAGGAAUUAACAUAUUUAAAUGGUGGCUCAGAAAAUGCAGAAGUUCCAGUAGUUCGUGGAAAAGCAUCACUUCGAGCAAGAGGAGUACCAGUUCCUGCUUUGUCCAGCAGGCUGUGUCUGGGAACUUCACUGCUCACCCCUGCCCCCACUGCAAUGAAGUCAAAUAAGCAGCUGGUACCCUGUCCUGAGGAGGCAUUCUACAGAUUAGCCAAAACCAAGGGCCGUGGAGGAGUGCCUCCACCACCAGCAGGAGUACCGAGAGGGGCACCAGCACCCAGAGGAGUGCCUCCCAGUAGAGGACCAGUCAGUCGGAGCCGUGGGCUUCUAGCACCCAGAGCAAGAGGAGUACCUCCACCUGCAGGCUACCGGCCCCUUCCGCCGCCUCCAGCACAGGAGACCUAUGGUGAAUAUGAGUAUGAUGAUGGCUAUGGAACUGCUUAUGAUGAACAAAGCUAUGAUUCCUAUGAUAACAGCUAUAGCACUCAAGCACAAAGUGGAGCAGAUUACUAUGACUAUGGCCAUGGACUGAGUGAAGAAACAUACGAAUCUUACGGUCAAGAAGAAUGGACCAACUCACGACACAAGGCACCUCCUGCAAGGACAACAAAAGGAGUCUACAGGGACCAGCCAUAUGCCAGAUACUGAUUGUACUGUCUGAUGUUGUGAAAUAUCCAAUCUCCACCAGUCCUGUAUACUGUUCAAAGUAAUUUUUUCUAUGAACAAUCCCUUUUUAUUAACUCAAAGCGCAUAAAAAAACCUGAAUGGAUGGACUGAACCUUAAACUCUUUUGUUGAAAGAACAACCUGGACAGAAAGAAAUGUAAACCGAGGAACUUUGUUAUUUCCAAACUGUAUUUGAGACAAAAUAGGUGAUCAAAAAAAUAACCUUUGAUUAACUAGUGUUAAACAGAAAAAUAGGUUUACUAAAUCUGUUAGUCCAUUCUUUUAACAGAAGCGUAACCUUUUAUUUUAAAGGUUUUCAGCAGUUUAGUUUUUAGCUUUUCUUUUCAGCCAUUUGCUAGAUUCUCUCUUUGCAAACAUGCGUAAAAAGGGAAGCCAAUUCCAAAUGCAAAUAAUGUGGUAUUUUGUAACUCAAGUCUUGAAAUGUUCUGUAGUGUUAAGCAAAGUUUUGCCCUUGCUUGAUACUAAAUAAACUUUUGAAAGAAAA
Melopsittacus undulatus (budgerigar) is the source of this 2069-nucleotide messenger RNA. RefSeq names its product KH RNA binding domain containing, signal transduction associated 3 (gene KHDRBS3). Gene Ontology annotation, biological process: regulation of alternative mRNA splicing, via spliceosome. Gene Ontology annotation, cellular component: nucleus. Bases 399 to 1547 code for a protein of 382 amino acids. NCBI's taxonomy places the organism in Eukaryota, Metazoa, Chordata, Aves, Psittaciformes, Psittaculidae. The transcript has 10 exons. The record is from RefSeq and is a predicted model, not a curated record. Gene Ontology annotation, molecular function: mRNA binding.